AUGACACAUCCUUCCACAAAGAAGCAGAAAACAAAAGCUUCAUCAUCGUCUUCACCACUAGGGCCCCCACUUGAAUCAACUUCUUUGAAUUCAGAUUCGCAUGGAUCCUCCACAGGAAGAUCCCAAACAGUGAAAAUAUCCCGCGCAAUCUCAGCUUGCAAGCGAUGUCGAACCAAGAAAAUCAAAUGUGACCAGAAAUUUCCGCAAUGUGGGAAAUGUGCCCAGCACAAUGUCGAAUGUAUGGGGCUAGAUCCAAUUACUGGGAGGGAAAUACCACGUAGUUAUAUUGUUCAUUUGGAAGAGAGGGUGAAGUUUUUGGAGGGAAAGUUGAGUGAAUUGGGUGGACGUUCUGAUGCUCAUGUCCUGGCCGAUACUGAGGUCUAUGUUAGUGAGAAUGGGCGAGAAACUAGCAAUAACAAUGAUUUUAUUACCCUUGGCGACAGUGAAAAGGUUGUCGCAGACAAUGGUUGGACUGCUCAAAGCAUAACGGAGAAUGGAAAUAAGUCCCACGCUCAUUCAUUGGAAAGUGAUAAAAGCGGAAAGAAAGGAAGUAAUAAAAUCAGCUUUCUGAAGUUAAUGUCCACUGCAGUUAAAGUUCAAAAGCGACAUGAAAAAAGCGCUGAUGAUGACAUCACAAGCAAAGACGAGGAAGAUCAAGAUCCAAGAGCAAAUGUCGAUGCUGAUGGUUUAUCUGACGAUGAGCUUAAGCAGGCAGCAGUACUACCGCCCAAGUCUACAGCUCUACAAUUUUGUCAAAUAUUUUUUCAUCAAUGCAAUCCUCAGUUCCCCAUCAUGCAUCGUGAAGAGUUUAUUCGCGAUUAUUUUAUUCCGAUAUAUGGACCACUUGAACUGAGUCGAUUUCAGUUUGCCAGUAAUGACGGAUCCGUCAAUGCUUCAUUCUGGGAGAGCGACUUUAAUGACGGCGGUGAAGGUGGAUAUUGGUUUGAUGAAUACAAGUCGCAAUUUCAACAACUACUUACCAAAGAAAACGAAUCAAAUAGCGCCAACAACAAUAUUGAUAUCAGGGCAAUUUCAAAUACAAUUGUCCCACCUCGAAGAUUCCAUGUCCCACUAUUUUUUCUCAAUAUGGUGUUUGCUAUUGCGUCAUCAGUACAUCAUUUGAAAUAUCCAUCGCAGAUAUCGGAGUCAUUUCGUUUAGCGGCAAUGAAAUACUACAAUGUCGUCAAACGAAAUAUUGACCAAUUGAUGGCUUUGCAGGGAAUACUACUUUAUGCGUUUUAUUCCAUAAUGCGGCCAACAAAUCCUGGGGUGUGGUAUAUCAUGGGGGAGGCUUUACGCAUGUGUGUUGACUUGGACUUGCAAAAUGAACUCAAGACGAAGUCACGGCAAAAUAUGAACAUUGAUGGGUACACAAGGGACAAGAGAAGAAGAAUCUUCUGGUGUACGUACUCCAUUGAUAGGCAAAUUUGUUUCUACUUGGACAGACCAUUUGGCAUUCCUGAUGAGAGUAUAAACACUCCGUUGCUCAGCGUGUGGGAUGAUCUGAAAAUUUACACUCAUGAUUCCAUCAUGGACUACACUAAGUUGAGCAAUGAUGAAGGGUUCAUUGGUGAUGUGGUUAGCUACAAGAAUGUGUCUUUGGCAUUCAUAACUAUACGGCAACUACAAAGUGAAGUUACAAAGAUUCUUUAUACGGGAGCUGAACUUCCGCGAAGGUACACCGAUUUGUCACAAUGGAAGGGUGAUAUUUUGGCAAGAUUGACCCAUUGGUAUCAAAACUUGCCCACUCCGAAACAAAUGAAUUGUAAUUUCAACCCUAUUUUUUUCCAUUUGAAUUAUCAUCAUACUUUGUUGUACAUCCAUGGGUUGGGACCUCGCAAUUAUAAUUUAACCAUGGAUGACAUACGCCAAGUUUCGAUUUCUGCCAAAGAGGUGAUUAACUGUUAUACACAGUUGUACUUGACCAAAUCAGUUAAUUAUACAUGGGCAGCAGUACAUAAUUUAUUCAUGGCUGGUACAUCCUACUUAUACUCAUUGUACAAUUCCGAUGAAAUCAGAGCCAUGAAUCCGAUAAACACCGUUAUGCUCAGCUGUUCCAAUUGCUUGAAGAUUUUGUCUAGUUUGAUCGAUAAAUGCGAUGCAGCUCAAUAUUGUUGCGAGAUUUUCCAGAAUCUUACUUUGGUUAUUGUUAAGUUAAAGUAUCCUAAUGAGCUGAUCAAUCAAUUUAUGUCGGGGAGUGGCAGCAAGAGACAAGGAGAGAUUGGAGAACACGGUCGCAAAAAUGGCUCCGAUGUUGAUGUCUCGGCAGCAAACGGUGAAGGUGCAGGUGACAAGGGUGAAACUAAAGUGAGUCGCGAAUCGUUAUACCGAAUCAACAAUGGGAAUGUUCACUCUAAUUUAUUCCAAUUGGUUAAUGAGUUGGAUCAUUUGAACCCAUUGACGAAAAGCUCACCACAAAGUGUUGGAACUCGGGGAGAUCAGCUUCUGCAACACCAGUCACCACAAGGAUCUCACUCGCAGCACCAAAAUCGUCUGCCACAUCACCAGGAAGACAAUCACCACAAUGCAGGAGGAUCGCAGAAUGUGGUUGUGACCUCCUCCGAGUUUGCACAUGGGUUUGAAUAUCCAGACUGGAAUGACGAAGAAUUGGAUUUCUUUUUUCAAGAAUUGAAUCACAACAAUCAAGUCGUUGGUACAGCAACAACAACAGGCACCGUCCUGGACAAGUCAACGCCUCCCCCUCCUGUUGAUGGCACGCAUCUCGAUGGUACCCAAGUUUCUGAGCCACCUCACUUUCCCAUCCACCAACAUCACCAACAACAACAUCCACAUCAUUCCCCAACCUAUUCUUCGGAAUUUCCUCCUCAACUUGGGAGCUCCUUACACGCUAGGUCUUCGAAUACCCGCGAAGGAAGACGGACUUUUGAAUUGAUGCACAAUGCACCAACAGAAAAAAUAUGGGAAGAGUUUUUCACAUCAAAGUGA
This is a messenger RNA of Lodderomyces theae, 2946 nucleotides long. RefSeq names its product Ppr1p (gene PPR1). The record is from RefSeq and is a predicted model, not a curated record. The coding region runs from base 1 to 2946 and encodes 981 amino acids. NCBI's taxonomy places the organism in Eukaryota, Fungi, Ascomycota, Pichiomycetes, Serinales, Debaryomycetaceae. The transcript has a single exon. Gene Ontology annotation, molecular function: zinc ion binding; sequence-specific DNA binding; DNA-binding transcription factor activity, RNA polymerase II-specific. Gene Ontology annotation, biological process: positive regulation of transcription by RNA polymerase II; DNA-templated transcription.